UGUGAAGAAGCAGUGGAUGUGAAGAAGAGUAAACCCCGUGAAGCUGAUGUCCCCAGUGACCUUCGGAAAGAAGUAGAAAGUCAUUAUAAGCUGCCUUUACCUGAAGAUUUCUAUCACUUCUGGAAGUUCUGUGAGGAACUUGAUCCUGAAAAACCAGCUGAUUCACUUUCUGCAAGCCUCGGACUUCAGUUAGUAGGUCCUUAUGAUAUCCUUGCUGGAAAACACAAGUUGAAGAAAGAAUCCACAGGUCUAAAUUUCAACCUUCACUGGCGGUUUUACUACGACCCUCCUGAGUUCCAGACCAUAAUUGUUGGAGACGGUAGCACUCAGUUCCACAUGGGAUAUUUCAGGGAUUCUCCUGAUGAACUUCCUGUAUAUGUUGGUAUAAAUGAAGCAAAGAAAAACUGUAUAAUUGUUCAAAAUGGAGAUAAUGUGUUUGCUGCAGUCAAGUAAGAAAAUAUUUUAUUUAAAUUUCUCAUUUGUAACUGAAUAUCUGUUUACAAUUAGGGUACUGUUUUACUCCAUUACAAAGGGGG
Messenger RNA from Carlito syrichta (Philippine tarsier), 536 nucleotides. Its product is annotated as histone PARylation factor 1-like. The record is from RefSeq and is a predicted model, not a curated record. Gene Ontology annotation, cellular component: nucleus. The annotation marks the transcript as partial. The transcript is spliced from 3 exons. Lineage: Eukaryota; Metazoa; Chordata; Mammalia; Primates; Tarsiidae. Gene Ontology annotation, biological process: DNA damage response; regulation of protein ADP-ribosylation. Gene Ontology annotation, molecular function: histone binding; poly-ADP-D-ribose binding.